AUGUCUGGUUCAGGAAACCCGACCGACCCUAUUUUUUACCCGCCGACCCUAAACUUUUUUUUCGAAAUCGCGGCCGAAAACCGCUAUACUGCGUAUUGAAAAUUUUCUUUUCUGUAGUUAUUGCUCUUUGGGUUAAUAGAGCGCGUUUAUAUCGAUCUUUGGGUUAAUAGAGCGCACAACAAUGGCGGCGCCCAUGGCGUGUUCACCAGCCACUUUGAUGGCCAUAAAACUCCAAAAAUGUGAACAUGGAGCAGAGCGGCAGGUUAUGAAAGCGGUCCAGCAUGGUUGCACAGCUUCGGAAGUAUUCGAGGAGCUCCAUGGGCCAACCAACCCCAAACUGUUUGCCACCAAAUAUGAAGCCCCAACUAGUUUAGGCCCGGGCGGAACGUUUUGGCAGAUUGAGCCCACUACUAGAAUGGGGGACCUCAUUGCCUCAUUUGAUGUGAAAGUGAUCCGAUUAAGCUGUACCCUACUUCCUAAGGGAGGUUUGAUGUCCACACUGCAAAAUGUUUCUGAAGAAGCCACCGCGAAAACAGUGAAUGCUUUCGAAGUAUUAAUGAUGGGGAGACAAGCCUCAAUACCGUCAAAAAAGACUUCAAGUUCUGGCGUUCAGACUGGUUUGAACAGGAAGGAUGAAUUGUUCAACGAUAUUGUAGACCUGUGUGACAAGAUGGGUGCCAAAUUUUCCCAAGACACUGUUGAGUCUGAUGGCAGGUACUUCGUGCAGGUACUCUGCAAUUCUCUUUGGUAUAUUACAAACCAAAUGGAUACUAUCAAUGAAGCAGCACGACAACAGAAAGACGUUAAUCCAGUACCUGAACUGUUCUACAAUUUCUGUGGGUACAACGAGACGAAACGGAAAAAGCAGAAAAGUCAGCCAAUGUCUUCAAGGGGCUUAAGAUCAGAUGCAGAAUGUCUUUUCGGUUUAUUGAAUAAGCCAUACUUGAACUCUACUGUAGGAAAUUGGCCUGAACUUCGCUUAAGUAUUGAGGCCCUGGCAUCAUGUUUGUCGUCUUACGGACAAUAUUUGUACACUCAAUCAAACACAAGUGCAAAGAACAAGGUUCAACCACACCCAUGUAGAACUGUAGAUCAAAAUGCAUCUGUAUACCAUUGCAGUAAAUCAGUAUUAUGUGUUGUAAAAGACAAGUACAAAGUGCUUGACAAAGCUGUAACUAGUGUUGACAUUGGAAACCCUGUCCUGUUUGAUGAAGACUUGCACAUUGAUAAACCUUUUGAGAAUACCAUGCAGAGAUUUCGCUUUUUUGAUAAUUUACAAUUAAGUGUUUCUGUAGAUGUAAUCAAAUACUGUCCUGGGGGUGGGGUUGGUACUACAUUUAUUAUUUCACAGGUGCCAGAAAACAGGUCUGAACCACAAAUGAUGACUGAUGCAGCUCGACUUGUGCAGAGAAUGAGAGGAAGUUUGAAAGAGUUCCAUACUAGGUCGCAGAAAAAGGAGUUCAAAAGGAAAGUGUCUAAUAUUGCAAAAGUACAGCCUAGUCUUCUUGAUUACAUGUAUUCUGAACUGGCCUUAGAUGCAUCUGCAUUUGACAAUCCAGAUAUGCAGCAAAGAUUGCAUGUUAUGUCCUUGGGUGAAUCAGGAUUGGUGAAUGACUUACGACAUCUUAAUCCUGGAAGGCCAAAUGACAGGUAUGAUUCGUUUUUUGAGAAGCUUUGUGAGCUGGUUGAAGAUAACUCUGCUGCUGAUGAACGUAGACACGGUUCCGGUGUUGCACAUUUAUCCAGGUGGAUAUCUUUGUCAGAUAUGAUCAAAGAAACAGUAAGUUUGUGCCCAGAAGAAACACCUGUACCAUCUAAGAGUCUUGUCUGUUUACAGUUUGCUCCUCGUAACCCGUAUGCGUCAACUGCCCUGACAUUUACAUCACGAAUUCCAGUCCAAUAUAAAUACAACGAAGACAGCUAAGAGCACAACAUGUUGA
This is a messenger RNA of Mya arenaria, 1940 nucleotides long. RefSeq lists its product as uncharacterized. NCBI's taxonomy places the organism in Eukaryota, Metazoa, Mollusca, Bivalvia, Myida, Myidae. The record is from RefSeq and is a predicted model, not a curated record. Bases 182 to 1924 code for a protein of 580 amino acids. The transcript has 4 exons.